Molecule: messenger RNA, 2310 nt
Organism: Pyrenophora tritici-repentis Pt-1C-BFP
Lineage: Eukaryota; Fungi; Ascomycota; Dothideomycetes; Pleosporales; Pleosporaceae
Product: putative c6 finger domain-containing protein
Biological process (GO): positive regulation of transcription by RNA polymerase II
Cellular component (GO): nucleus
Molecular function (GO): zinc ion binding; DNA-binding transcription factor activity, RNA polymerase II-specific; transcription cis-regulatory region binding
Source: RefSeq, a predicted model, not a curated record
AUGGCAGCGGCCACGGUUCCAUCGCCCGCGCUGCUAAGUACGCCAACAGCCCCAGUCGACGUCAAGCACGCGAACAAGACAACGGCUACUCCACUUUCAGCGAGCAAGACUGCCCCCAAGGCCUCGGAGACGUCUGGCGUCACCAAAAGGAAGCAGUCGAAAAGUCGAAAUGGCUGUGUCACCUGCAAAGGAAAACGUCUGAAAUGCGACGAGAAGAAACCCACCUGUGAUCAAUGUGCCAGACGAACGGUAGUGUGUGGCGGCUACAAGAAAGAUUUCAAAUGGAGACCGUUUGAAGAGCCCAAUAUAUCCGGGAAGCAGCCGCCUGCGAAAUCAAGAAAACUUUCUUUCUCACAAGUACCGACGCCAUCGCCUUCACAGCCACAGGACCACUUCGGCCUCCAUGACAAGCCACAUGGCUUCGUCAGUACACCCCACGGUGCAUACUAUCCACCGCCGAAUCACUCUCAUCAAUUCUCAUCUGCCUCAUAUGUGCAAAUGAGUUAUCCGCAGUCUUCAUUCCCAUCUACAGAAAACGCCUUCAGCAUUCCUGAAUCACCAUACAUCAUCACUCCUCAAUCCAUAUCAUCAGUUGGAUCCUACCCACCCGCGCCGUCCGAGUCGCUCGGUGGAUUUGCUGCUGAGAGCACAGGUGCCAAGGGAGCCGUACAUGCUACAGAUUCAACCAUCUCAUCUGGUCAGUCACCCAAACUGGUCGACCUUCUCAAUCCAGGCACAGAUCUUAGCAAGACACCCGAAGAGUACGACUCUUUCAUAACUCAACACGAAUCCUUCUACCAGCCUACUGGCUUGACACCACCAGCCCAAGCAAAUGACGAGGACGACAUCGAAGAGCUACAACGAGAUUCUGCCAAGGACCAGGAGUCAUGGGUUAUGCGCUUACCAUCUCCUGCGUCUUCCAACUCAUCUAGCUCUUCGUCCGACUCCCCACAGCUGAAGAUCCCUGCCCAGAUACAGAUUUCUUAUACCUCAGCCGAGUCUCUCACACGACGCUACGAUAGAGAAACAUGUGGUGUACUAUCGGUAAAGGAUGGCCCUACAGAGAACCCAUGGAGGACUCUGGUUUGGCCUCUCUCAAGAGAUUGUCCUGCCCUCUUCCACGCAAUUGCCUCGAUGACGUCGUUUCAUCUGUCCAAGGACACACCGACUUUACGGAUACAAGGCAUUGAUCACAUGCGGAACGCGGUACAUGCCCUGGCCGCAGGCCUGCAGAAUAUGCGCGUUGAUGCCGCCAUCUCAACAACACUCGUACUGGCCUUUGCCGAAUCAUGGGACCAGCACAUCAGUACUGGUAUUAAUCAUAUCAAAGGCGCCAAGAUACUGAUUAACCAGGCGUUGAUACAGCACCAGCAUACGCCAAUGCAGGGUGAGGAGUGGACUCGCCUGAAGUUCCUAUGUAACACCUGGAUCUACAUGGAUGUCCUCGCCCGUCUGACCUCGGCUGAUGAAGAUGAGACAUAUGAUGUCGAUUCUGUGCAAGAAAAGAUAUAUGCUACUGGCGAGACUGAUAGUGCUCUUGAUCCCUUGAUGGGCUGUGCGCAUACGCUUUUCCCCAUCAUCGGCCGUGUAGCAAAUCUUGUCAGAAAAGUGCGGAGAUCGGACAGCAACGGUCCUAUCAUCAUAUCGCAAGCAGUACAUCUGAAAUCCCAACUCGAAGGGUGGACGCCACCUUCCUUCAUCGAAGACCCAGAAGAUGAAACGACAAGCCCGCAUGAUACGAUCAAGACUGCUGUCGCUUAUCAGUACGCCACAUUACUGUAUCUGUACCAAGCCGUUCCAGAGAUUGGAUCCCAAUCAUCCAGAGCGUUGGCAAGGAAGGUGCUAUGCGAUCUAGCCACUGUGGCUCCAAGCUCUCGUGCAAUCAUCGUACACAUCUAUCCUCUGAUGGCAGCCGGUUGUGAGGCGACAGAUCACGACGAACGUGAGUGGGUGAAAGAGCGUUGGAGCUUGAUGUCGGCGCGCAUGAAACUGGGUAUCAUAGAAAGAUGCUUGGAAGUCACAAAAGAAGUCUGGAAUCGACGCGACGCACAUGAAACGGAGCGCAUGAAUAAUCAGAUGAACAGUAUGCGUAGCGAAAGCUUUUCUUCGGAUGCAUCCAUCAACCAUGAUUUUGGCACCUAUCCGGAAGACUUCGGAAUGGACGGAGAGUUUCACUGGCAGGAAUCUCCAAAAUGGGAACCGGCGUCAAUCAGUAAAACAGUCUCUUCAGACCCAGAUGUCACAGUCAAAAGUCGGCUCCACUGGUUGGGCGUCAUGAAGGACUGGAAUUGGGAAAUCCUUCUUGGAUGA